Molecule: messenger RNA, 480 nt
Organism: Cooperia oncophora
Lineage: Eukaryota; Metazoa; Nematoda; Chromadorea; Rhabditida; Trichostrongylidae
Source: the annotation of a GenBank genome assembly
AUGAAAAUUCUUGUCAACAGUCAGCGUUCACGUACCGUGAAAAUGGGCAUUGAAGAGGCGAUUCUCGGAAAAUGGACGUUCGUAUCGUCAGACAAUUUCGAGGCUUAUCUGAAAGAGGCGAAUCUGAAGCCAACUUUGGAGUUCGUCAAGGAGGGCGAUCACAUUCAGAUGACGUCCGUCUCCACAUUUAAGACAUACGUCACAAAGUUCAAGAUUGGCGAAACUUUCGAUGAGAAGACCGCCGACGGGCGAGAUGAAGAAGUGCAGGCUGUAAUGGCUAGUAACCGAGUUGAUUUAGGUUACCCAAACCUACACCGUCGAGAACGAUCACCUCAUUCUCAACGGAAGAGCGGAAAAGGGCGAAUGCAAGGGACUCGCGUAAAUCUGACCGUAUACGUAGAGGGCGAUAAAGCUUUAGCAUUUGUAUGUGAGUGUAACGGAGUAAAGAGCACCAGGAUCUACGAACGAGUGAAGGAAUAG